UAAAUAAAUACUCCCUUCCACACAACAAAGAGAGGAAGGAAAGAAAAGGAAGGAAAGGAAACGGAAACCGAUCACCCUCCCCUCAACCAACCAACCACCCACCCAACCAGCCAGGCGGCCGGCCGCCACCGUCAGCGAGCAGCUGCCGCGGCGGCGCUCACGCGUCUCCUCCCCCCCUAUUUAUAUCCGGCCUCGUCCCAUCUCCACCCUUUCCUCAGGCAGGCGCACAUCUAGCCCCUGCCCCCCUCCUUUCCCCACCCUAAUAAUAAUAUUUUUUUCCAAUCCCCGAAUUCCCCCCCCAAGAACUCCCUCGAUCCAAAAGGCACCGCCGAUUUUGGUAAUCUAGAAGGUUCUAGACGGGCGAGGAGGAUGCGGGUGCUGGAGGACGACAUGUUCCCGUCGACGCCGGGGAAGGUGAAGAUCGAGAGGGCGACGGCGAUGAACCGCCAGCUCCACCGCUGCUUCGCGUCGACCAGCACCAUGUUCCUCUGGGCGCUCUUCCUCGUCGCCAUGACCGCGUCGUACCUCAGCUUCCAGUCCUUCGUCGACACCUCGUCCAAGUACUUCGCCGCCUCCUGGGGCGGGCUGCACUGGGAGCGCCAGAUCCGCGCGUCCGCCGCGCCGAGGCGGCCGCCCGGGUCGGCGGCGGGCGCGGGGAUGUCGGUGCUCGUGACGGGCGCCGCCGGGUUCGUCGGCACGCACUGCUCCCUCGCGCUCCGCAAGCGCGGCGACGGCGUCGUCGGCAUCGACAACUUCAACUCCUACUACGACCCCUCGCUCAAGAAGGCGCGCAGGUCGCUGCUCGCCUCGCACGGGGUGUUCGUCAUCGAGGGCGACAUCAACGACGGCCGCCUCCUCGCCAAGCUCUUCGACGUCGUGCCCUUCACGCACGUGCUCCACCUCGCGGCGCAGGCGGGCGUGCGCUACGCCAUGGAGAACCCGGCGUCCUACGUGCACUCCAACAUCGCCGGCCUCGUCACCCUCCUCGAGGCAUGCAAGGACGCCGACCCGCAGCCGGCCAUCGUCUGGGCCUCCUCCUCCUCCGUCUACGGCCUCAACGACAAGGUGCCCUUCACGGAGAGCGACCGCACUGACCAGCCGGCGUCGCUGUACGCCGCCACCAAGAAGGCCGGCGAGGAGAUCACCCACACGUACAACCACAUCUACGGCCUCUCCAUCACCGGACUCCGCUUCUUCACCGUGUACGGGCCAUGGGGGCGGCCGGACAUGGCCUACUUCUCCUUCACCCGCAACAUCCUGCAGGGGAAGCCCAUCACGGUGUACCGCGGCAAGAACCGCGUCGACCUCGCCCGCGACUUCACCUACAUCGACGACAUCGUCAAGGGCUGCCUCGGCUCGCUCGACACGGCCGGGAAGAGCACCGGCACCGGGGGCAAGAAGCGCGGGCCGGCGCCCUACAGGAUCUUCAACCUCGGCAACACCUCGCCGGUGACGGUGCCCAACCUGGUGUCCAUCCUGGAGAAGCACCUCCGCGUGAAGGCCAAGAAGAACGUGGUCGAGAUGCCCGGCAAUGGCGACGUGCCAUUCACGCACGCCAACAUCUCCCUCGCGAGGCAGCAGCUCGGCUACAAGCCGACCACCAACCUCGACGUCGGGCUCAAGAAGUUCGUCAAGUGGUACCUCUCCUACUACGGCUACACCAGGGGAUCCAAGAACUUGUGACUAUAAUCCGCCCUAAUUCUUCUGCUAAUUCUUUUCUUUUUCUUUCUUCUUUUUUUCUUCUUAUUCUCUGGCCAUCCAGUGGUCGAUUCCACUCCAGGAUCAAAACAUUAACAUUCUUAUUUCGACUUUUUUUUUGGGGGAAAUAUUUUAGGAUGUUCUUUGGAAUACUGGGGGGAAUUCUUUUCUUGGGGGAGGGGAGGGAGGAAGAAGAAAGCAAUGGAGAGCAGCAUUUUUCUCUUCCUUUUCCCUUUAUCUUCUCCAUGCUCUUCUGUAAAUUUCGUUCUCCAUAACGUUUCACACCCUCGAAUUUUUUGUGUGUAA
Messenger RNA from Oryza sativa Japonica Group (Japanese rice), 2004 nucleotides. RefSeq names its product UDP-glucuronate 4-epimerase 1. NCBI's taxonomy places the organism in Eukaryota, Viridiplantae, Streptophyta, Magnoliopsida, Poales, Poaceae. The record is from RefSeq and is a predicted model, not a curated record.